AUGGACGGGCCACCACCUGAAGAUACGCCAUUCGCGGCAGUCUCUGCGCAGACCACGCGCUUUCAGAGAAUGUACCAAUCCUAUCUCGACAAGUCCACACCCUACAUCGCAUACCGAUGGAUAGGCACAGCCGUGCUCUUCUUCCUCUUCGCAAUGCGCAUAGUGUUCGCGCAAGGAUGGUACAUUGUGGCCUACGCACUGGGCAUCUACCUUCUCAACCUGUUCCUCGCGUUCAUCUCGCCGAAAUUCGACCCUUCACUCGAGCAAGAUACGGACAUGGAGGAUGGCGUGCCAGCGGGACAAGCUUCAUCAUUACCUACAAAGAACGACCAGGAGUUCAAGCCAUUCGUGCGCAGACUGCCGGAGUUCAAAUUCUGGCAUUCUGCUACACGAGCGGUCGGGCUUGCGUUUCUGUGCAGUUGGAGCGAAAUCUUCAAUCUGCCAGUCUUCUGGCCGGUAUUGGUGGUGUAUUGGCUGAUCCUGGUCUUCUUGACCAUGAGACGGCAGAUUCAGAGCAUGAUCAAGUACAGAUAUGUACCAUGGGACUUUGGCAAGACCAAGUACAGUGCGAAAUGA
This is a messenger RNA of Pseudocercospora fijiensis CIRAD86, 576 nucleotides long. RefSeq lists its product as uncharacterized. The record is from RefSeq and is a predicted model, not a curated record. NCBI's taxonomy places the organism in Eukaryota, Fungi, Ascomycota, Dothideomycetes, Mycosphaerellales, Mycosphaerellaceae. Gene Ontology annotation, cellular component: Golgi membrane. Gene Ontology annotation, biological process: retrograde vesicle-mediated transport, Golgi to endoplasmic reticulum; protein retention in ER lumen. The transcript is spliced from 4 exons. The coding region runs from base 1 to 576 and encodes 191 amino acids.